AUGGCGUGGGAGCUCUUUCACCGACUGAGCAAGACGUCGAUCGACUUUUACCUCAAGACCCGUGCUGAACAAGGCUACAAUGUCAUCCAAGUCGCUGUUACCGGCUGUGUGAAUGGCACGGCACGCACUAACUUUUACAACGAGAUGCCAUUUACGAACGAAAACCCAGCUACUCCAAAUGAGACUUUCUUUGAAUUGGUGGACUGGACUGUGGAUUUGGCUGCUAGCUACGGCAUUCUCAUCGCUCUUGUGCCGACCUGGGGCAUGUACGUCAAUGGACAGCAAAGUGCCCAUCUUUAA
Molecule: messenger RNA, 300 nt
Organism: Phytophthora nicotianae INRA-310
Lineage: Eukaryota; Oomycota; Peronosporomycetes; Peronosporales; Peronosporaceae
Exons: 1
Coding region: 1-300 (99 amino acids)
Source: RefSeq, a predicted model, not a curated record